AUGGCCCCGGCCAAUGUUCUCGAGCAGAAGUUUCCUCGCACAGAGGACCGCAGUGCCUUUAUGACUGCCAAGUUUGCCGUCCUUUUAUCCGAAGAGGGUGAAUUCGAGCAGAUACUCGCGGAGACACAAGAGAGAGCCAGCGCUCGAAUGGUCAGCAACAACUUUGACGAAGACGUGUCUGAAUACUGGAUCAGAUGGGCCGUGGACGGAUGGGCUUGGGGACGAGCUAUGAAACUAAAGGCCCAGAGCCCCCCCGACGAUGUGGCACACUGGCUCACCAAGCUCAAGAAAGACAGAGCCAUCAUUGCCAGCCUCGAUGCCGCUGAGCGGAAGGCGCCCAAUCUCCCCAUCAUGGACGAGCUGCCUUUUUGCAACCCCGAUCCGAGCGACAUGACUCCACGGGAGCUCCGACAGGAGAUCUGGGACUCCGUGUUCCCGGACACACCCACUCCUAGCCAGGGCCGACCCUUUGAGCUCGUCAUGUGCCGGGGAAUCGAUUACGCUGCUCAUGUCGUUGGCAACGUCGGGCUCAAAAAGUUGCUUCCCCGGGCGGUCCGAGUGUGGCUGGUCGACAGGCUCAUUCCUGAUGGGAAGAUGACCCAGGCCAUGGUCUUUGGCUACCAUCGAGGGUCAAAGACACCAAUUUGA
Messenger RNA from Colletotrichum spaethianum, 648 nucleotides. RefSeq lists its product as uncharacterized. Bases 1 to 648 code for a protein of 215 amino acids. Lineage: Eukaryota; Fungi; Ascomycota; Sordariomycetes; Glomerellales; Glomerellaceae. The record is from RefSeq and is a predicted model, not a curated record. The transcript has 2 exons.